Molecule: messenger RNA, 477 nt
Organism: Colletotrichum navitas
Lineage: Eukaryota; Fungi; Ascomycota; Sordariomycetes; Glomerellales; Glomerellaceae
Exons: 3
Coding region: 1-477 (158 amino acids)
Source: RefSeq, a predicted model, not a curated record
AUGCACAUGAUGUGUCUCAAGCGGCAGCGGUACGCGGCUGGCAAGGACUCGCUCGACCUUCAGACUGAAUCAAGGAGAGGCUGGCCUUUGUGCUCUGCGUCGUGGAUUGAACUCCCGAACACGUUCAAUCCUUCAACCCUCACCACCCGCCGGGUUCUGUCCGAUAGCGACCAAGUAACACCCGGCAAUUACAUCGUCCAGUCGACCUUGGAUCACGAACUCCAUGCCGAGAGGGAGACACCGAAGGUCGACAUCUGGUUCCAGACGCCUCCGCUCAACCUUCACAUCAUCCGCACGAUAACCCAGGUCCAGCUUGUGGCCGAGUCCCAUGACCAGGGCUUUGCUGACGUGCCAGAUGCCGGCAAUUGGACGUGGCUGGAGCUCGCUAUUCUGAAUGACGCGCAUGCGAAGCAGCCCAAGUCUGUGGGCGGUGUUGUCAUGGUGUGGACCAGCCACUACAACAACUUUUCCCGCUGA